CCGUCACCUCCAAUCCAUUUUCAUCUCCUUCUGAUUCUCCACCGCCACUCAUUAGCUCCUGCUGUUAUCCCACACGUCUUUUUCCCAUAUCCUCUUCUCUACAAUCGCUGCUUUUUCUUUUCCUUCUCUCCAUGUCCCCUUAAUUCUUCCAAACAUCUCUUCUCCAGGCUAUCCUUCACCUCGUUUAAACCCAAUAUCGCAUCACAUUCACACACAAAAAUAGAACAACGCCACGCUUGGACUCCCUUCCAGCGACCCACCGAUGCGGCCUAGACACCAAAGAUAAACUUUCCCUCUCUGCCCCUCGUACCGACCAGCGGUACCACCCAUCCACCAUCAUGGCAAACGACAUUGAGAUGUCGUCGCGGGUGGGAAAGAAAGGCGGGCCUCCAGAAGAAACAGACUACAAGCCCGUAAACUGGCGUCGCAUCUUCCUCACCCCCAAAUACAUACCAAUCCACAUCAUCACCAUCGCCCUCAUCGUCUUCACAAUCUUCAUAACAGUAAAACACCACGAAGUCGUGGAAAUCCUCCGUCCCUUUUCCGAAAAACUGCACGACCUACCGGCGGGAUGGUUGAUACCCAUUGUCAUUCUCUUCAUCAUAUCGUUCCCUCCGCUGUUCGGCCACGAAAUCGUCGGCGUGCUGUGCGGCGUUGUAUGGGGCCUCUGGAUCGGUUUCGCGAUUCUAUCGGCGGGCACGUUUCUAGGUGAAAUCGGAACCUGGUACGCAUUCAAACACACGCUGCGGCGCCGCGCGACGCACCUCGAGCGCACCAACCUCAACUACGGCGCCCUCGCGCGCCUCACCCGCGACUCGGGCUUCUCCCUCGUCCUGCUCAUCCGCCUCUCCGCCGUCCCCACGCACUUCUCCACCGCCGUCUUCUCAACCUGCAACGUCAAGUUCUGGCACUUCUUCGUCGCGACGUUUCUCUCGCUGCCGAAACAAAUCUUCCUCGUCUACGUGGGUGUGUUGCUCGUGCAGCAAAAAGACUCGAAUGUAGUGCAGAACGUGGUUUUCGCAGCCGUGUUCGUGGUCAGUGUUGCGAUGGGGGGAUGGGUGUGGUGGAAGAUGAGGGGGGUCAAGGCGGUGCUGUUGGAGGAGCAGAGCGAGCGGCGCGCGAAGAGGUUACGGGCUGAGAUGGAGGGGGUUGAUAAGGAGGCUGAGGAGAGGAGGGAACGCGGUGCCGAGGGCGAGAUUGCCCCGAUUGCUUCUGUGGUGGUGGGUGGUGGGAAAGCUGCUGCGGAUGAAGCGUCCCAGCGGCAAUUGCGCCCGCAACUUCGCGGCCGCUCGAAUUCCCUAUGGGAUACCCAUCGAGAUACGUCUCCGCUGAGACAGGGCUGGCAGACGCAACAUCCGCCGCCGCCUUUACCUGCGCCGCCGCCGCAGGCCUCGCCCUUUGGCCCUGUCGUGUAG
Messenger RNA from Periconia digitata, 1415 nucleotides. The record is from the annotation of a GenBank genome assembly. NCBI's taxonomy places the organism in Eukaryota, Fungi, Ascomycota, Dothideomycetes, Pleosporales, Periconiaceae.